Molecule: messenger RNA, 993 nt
Organism: Lycium ferocissimum
Lineage: Eukaryota; Viridiplantae; Streptophyta; Magnoliopsida; Solanales; Solanaceae
Exons: 5
Coding region: 1-993 (330 amino acids)
Source: RefSeq, a predicted model, not a curated record
AUGUUUGCAGAACAAAAUGAGGAGAAUGAAAAUGAUAACAAUGAAAUUAAUCCCAUUCCUGAGGAGAUACAUCAGAAUUGGUCACCUUCUAAGACUGAAGAACGAGAAGGAUUCAUGGAUGUUGUCAAGAAAGCUUGGGAUAAUGAUUUUCAAGGAAAUUUUAUGUGGAUGGUUAAAAAUAAGCUUAAAACAUUAUCAAAAGCUCUCAGUAAAUUGUCAAAAGAUAAUAUAGGGGAUGUCUUUGAAACAAUAAAACAAAUGGAAAAACAUACCAAGCAGAUAGAAGAGCAAUAUGAAAAUGAUAGCUCUGAUGGCAACAAUGAUGCUCUGGACGUUGAUCCUACUGAGGAGGAGGUGAAGAAUGUUAUAUUUUCCAUGGACUUUAUACUGGUCCUGAUGGGCAUAAUGGGCACUUCUUUCAAGUUGCAUGGAGCCCCAGAUCAAUUCUCUCAAAUCAGGCCUAUUAGCCUGAGCAAAUUCACCAACAAGAUCCUAUCUAAGAUUAUCACUAUAAGACUUGCACCUAUUCUACCUAAGUUAAUUUCUGAAAAUCAGUCAGGAUUUAUCAAAGGGAGGCUAAUCACUGAGAACAUUCUCCUAACACAGGAGAUAGUACAUGGUAUCAAAGGUGGUAAGGAUCAAGGUAACUUGGUUAUGAAGCUGGAUAUGCCAAAAGCCUAUGACAAGGUAUCUUGCGUAUUUCUGAUGUCUGUCCUGGGGAAAAUAAGAUUUAGAGAGUAUUUCAUUGAACUCAUCUAUAGACUCAUAUCUGACAAUUGGUAUUAUGUAAUUGUUAAUGAUUCUAGACAUGAUUUCUUUUACUCAUCUAGAGGGUUAAAACAAGGAGAUCCCCUCUCCCCUACAUUGUUUAUCAUUGGGGCUGAAGUUCUCACUAAAGUUCUUAAUCAUCUGAACAACAAAAAGGAUUUCAUUGGUUUCAAUAUGAGUAGAAAUGAUCCCCAAGUGAACCAUUUGUGCAUGCUGAUGACAUAG